Anastrepha ludens (Mexican fruit fly) is the source of this 3654-nucleotide messenger RNA. It is a transcript of the gene Ars2, whose product is annotated as serrate RNA effector molecule homolog. The transcript has 9 exons. Gene Ontology annotation, molecular function: nucleic acid binding. The record is from RefSeq and is a predicted model, not a curated record. Lineage: Eukaryota; Metazoa; Arthropoda; Insecta; Diptera; Tephritidae. Gene Ontology annotation, cellular component: nuclear body. Gene Ontology annotation, biological process: mRNA processing; primary miRNA processing. Bases 125 to 3112 code for a protein of 995 amino acids.
AAGGGUACAAUGCGAUAUUUGGUUAGUUGGCAGCAUAAGUCAAUUAUUUAAUUGUCAUUUGCAGCAAGAAUAAGUUAAUUUAACUAAAGGUUGUCGGUUAAUAUUUGUAUCUUAAUUGUAGAGAAUGGCUGAUUCAGAUGACGAAUACGAUCGCAAACGUCGCGAUAAGUUCCGUGGUGAACGAAGCUCUGGAGAUAGUUACCGUUCAGAGCGACGCGAUGAUCGUCGGAGUGGCGGUGGUGCAGGGGGAAGUAGUCGCGAUGACUGGACAGAUCGAAAUCCCUUUCGCGGUGGCGGUGGAAGUGGUGGGAGUGGAAGACCGAGGCCUGACUAUCGGGAUUAUCGUGGUGGGGGGCGCGAGCGUUAUGGCUCACCUGGACGUGAAAUGCCGCCGGCAAAACGUAUGCGUCCAGAUUGGGGUGAUGAUUUGCGUGGCAAUCCUCGUUAUGGUUACGAUCCUUAUCUAAUGCAUGCUUGGAACGAACAUUACGCGGCUCAUAGCUAUCACAGCGGUUAUGGUACCCAUGGACAUGUCCCGCAUACAGCACGCGAACCACCAAGUACCAAUGAUAUGCAGACACAACCGGCUAUGCUUACGUUAAAACAAUUCUUAGAUACUCAGGACGAUGGAAUUUCAGACUCAGAAGUUUUGAGAAAGUACAGCGAGUACAAAAUUGAAUUUAAGCGGCAGCAGUUAAAUGAAUUUUUCGUUGCACACAAAGACGAGGAAUGGUUUAAAAACAAAUAUCAUCCCGUAGAUAGUGUUAAGCGGAAGGAGGAACAACUCGGUUUCUUAAAGAGACGAGUUGAUGUUUUCAAUGAAGUCUUGGAAAAUGGCCAAGUAAAGACUGUAUCAGUUGAUACGUCACAAACGGAUCCCUUGCUUCGUUUGCUUGAUACAGUGGUUAUUAAACUGGAAGGUGGGACGGAUGAUGAUCUGAAAAUACUCGAUGAGAAACCUAGAGAGUAUACCUUCCCAGAAAGAACUUUCGAGAAAAAGCCGGAGCAUGACGACGAUGUGAUUAUAACUUCGGUGGGCAAAAAACGAAACGAAGACGAUGAUGAACCGAAAGUUGUAUCGCCACGCCCGAUACGUCGCGCUCAAGUUUCAGAUGAUGAGGAGAACUGGGACGAUGAUGAUGGUGACGACAGUAAGAAUAUUGCUAGCAAAAGUGGGGAUAAGAGAGAUAUGUCUGAUGACGAAGAUAAAAGUGAAGACGACGAGAAGGCUAAGGAUAAAAAGUCCUUAAAACGUAAACGAGCCAGUUCAGAAUCAUCUUCUUCGUCGUCUUCGGAUUCUGAUUCCAGUAGUUCCAGCUCCAGUGAUGAAGAUGAUGAUGAUAAAGUAAAAGACAAAUAUGACUUGGAUAGUGUAAAAGAAGAAAAGGAAGAAGAAGCAGAUAAGGAUGUUAAAGACAAAAAUGACACGGAUAAAGCUGUUGAGGAAGAAUCGGAAGCGCCUCCGGUUGAGAGUAAAUUAAAGGGCGAGGAUGAAAAAGAACCUGAAGUUACUCAAAAUGGUUCUGUUGAGGAGAAAAGGACAGAAGAUAAUGAGGGAAAUAAUAAUGAGGAAGAACAUGCGGAGAAAAUUGAUACUGAUAAAGUUGUUGAAAAAAAUCUAGAUGAUGAGAGUAAGAAAGAUACAAGUUUAAACAGUGAUGAUGCUAAAGAUCAGGAAGAGGUGGAAGAUAAAGAUGAUUCAGUAGUUGAUGAAGCUAAAAAAGAAAUUGAAACUGAAGAAAAGGAAAACCCGGAUGAUGUUCAACCUGAGACUAUCGACUUGGACAAAGUCAAGGAUGGUCCACAACCUCGCGCGCUUCAUCGAACAUCUUCGAUAUUUUUGCGGAAUCUUGCGCCUUCUAUAACCAAGGCAGAAAUUGAAACGUUAUGCCAACGUUUUGAUGGUUAUUUGCGUGUGGCAAUAGCUGAUCCUUUGGUCGAUCGGCGAUGGUACCGUCGCGGUUGGGUAACAUUCAAACGAGAUGUCAACAUCAAAGAGAUAUGUUGGAAUUUAAACAAUACACGACUGCGUGAUUGCGAGAUGGGUGCAAUUGUGAAUCGUGACUUAAGCCGACGAGUACGCCCAGUAAAUGGAAUGACUGCACAUAAAUCUAUUGUACGAGCUGACAUCAAAUUAUGUGCGAAGAUUGCUUUGAACUUGGACGAAAAAUUCAAAUUAUGGGAUAAGGGGUCCGAUAGUGAUAUUAAGCAAAAUGCAGAGAACUCCAAGGACAAUGGUGAUAUCAGUGCGUCCUAUGGUUUUAAGUCGAAUAAUCCAGUUUUACAAAAUAUUACGGAUUACCUAAUCGAGGAAGCAUCAGCAGAGGAAGAAGAACUACUUGGUAUAUCUGGGGAAAAUAAAGAGUCUGAAGGGGAGAUAAUUGAAAGAGAUGCACAGCUUAUUUCCGUGCUUGAUAGCCUGAUUUUAUAUCUUCGCAUCGUUCACUCAGUCGAUUUUUAUAAUCACUGCGAGUAUCCCUAUGAAGAUGAAAUGCCAAAUCGUUGUGGCAUAAUACACGCCCGAGGACCGCCGCCAUCGAAAGUGUCUCAAAAUGAUAUACAGGAUUAUAUAAAAAACUUUGAAAAUAAGAUGCAAACAUUCUUAGCGAAGACGACAACUGUUGAAGAAGAAGAGCUUAAGAAUUUGGGAUGCAAAGAUGCCGAGGUUGAAGUAGAGAAGUUCGUGCAGGCGAACACACAGGAAUUAGCAAAGGACAAGUGGUUAUGUCCGUUAUCGGGCAAGAAAUUCAAAGGUCCUGAAUUUAUACGAAAACACAUAUUCAAUAAGCAUACCGAAAAGGUAGAUGAAGUACGCAAGGAGGUAGAGUUCUUCAAUAACUAUUUGCGGGACCCCAAACGCCCACAGCUUCCAGAACAUGCUAGUUCCACUAAGCGUACAGUCCCAGAAUCUGGUGGCUUAGGUAGCUAUCGACCGCCAGUAUAUCCACCUGCAUUUAUGCCUCCAUAUGCUGCUUAUGCACCGCCGAUGAUGAUGCCUGGUCGAGGAGGACGCGGAUUUGGCCCUGGCCGCAGAGAACCAAUGGAACAGCAACGUCGUAUAAUUGGUUAUCAUGACCUGGAUGCGCCUGCUAAUUUCGAUAUGUUCGAAUAAAUUGUCUUGAUUCGUAGGAGUACUACUACAACAACUUACAACUGCUAUAGUUACACGCCACAUUUCAGAAUAAAAUUAAACACCUACACAUACUAUGUAGAGUCUGAAAGAGGCAAAAGGAAAACUACCAAACAAAAAACAAGAAAUUAAGUUCAGCGAAUUAAUAACCAUGUACAAUUUAUGACUUCAACAUAAACAGUUAAAAUGUCCUAGCGGUUGUGCUUAGUUUAAAGUUGUUUUCUGUAUAUAAUCAUUUUCGUGACGGAAACUUUUCAAAACACUUCAAGUUUUAUGCAAUACAUUACUACCACUUGAUGCUAAUGUUAAUUUUAACUUUUCUUAAUUUGGUUUUUUAGUUUAAUGAAUUAAGUAAUUUUAAAUAAUCCAUAAAGAAAAUUAAAAGAGUUUAAAUAAAAAUAAAUUGUAUUUAUGCUUAUAUGCUUACAGACCCGCUAAUAAGUAUCGUCAAUUAACACAGUACAGGGACUUGGAUGCCCCUCAAGAACCAGUUGACAUUUUUAACUAAUGCUGAAUGAAAAUCU